AUUUUCAUUUUUUUUAAAUUUUAUUAUUAUUUAAUUUUUCCCCAAGUUCGAACCGAAGGGCGCGCAGCUGAGAUCGAAGAAGGCUCUUCCUUCAAGCGCCAAAUCUAGGGUUUCCUCCAAAACUGAUUUAAAAUGGCAGAAGAAGAUAUUCAGCCACUUGUCUGCGAUAAUGGUACCGGAAUGGUUAAGGCCGGAUUUGCAGGAGAUGAUGCUCCAAGGGCUGUGUUUCCUAGUAUUGUGGGUCGUCCACGGCACACUGGUGUGAUGGUUGGGAUGGGCCAGAAAGAUGCAUAUGUGGGGGAUGAGGCCCAGUCCAAGCGUGGUAUAUUAACUCUGAAAUACCCAAUUGAGCAUGGCAUUGUGAGCAACUGGGAUGACAUGGAGAAGAUAUGGCAUCAUACCUUCUACAAUGAACUCAGAGUGGCUCCUGAAGAACACCCAGUUCUACUUACUGAAGCUCCUCUCAACCCAAAGGCUAAUCGUGAGAAAAUGACCCAAAUCAUGUUUGAAACCUUCAAUGCCCCUGCUAUGUAUGUUGCCAUCCAGGCUGUUCUUUCCCUCUAUGCCAGUGGACGUACAACUGGUAUUGUUCUGGACUCUGGAGAUGGUGUCAGUCACACUGUCCCCAUCUAUGAGGGAUAUGCUCUUCCACAUGCUAUCCUACGUCUUGACCUGGCUGGUCGUGAUCUCACUGAUGCACUUAUGAAAAUCCUGACUGAGCGUGGCUACUCCUUCACCACCACAGCCGAGCGCGAAAUUGUGAGGGACGUAAAGGAGAAGUUGGCAUACAUUGCCCUUGACUACGAGCAGGAGCUGGAGACAGCCAAAACUAGUUCCUCUGUUGAGAAGAGCUAUGAGUUGCCCGAUGGACAGAUGAUCACCAUUGGUGCUGAGCGUUUCCGAUGCCCAGAAGUCCUGUUCCAACCAUCCAUGAUUGGAAUGGAGGCUGCAGGCAUUCAUGAAACUACUUACAACUCCAUCAUGAAGUGUGAUGUUGAUAUCAGGAAAGAUCUAUAUGGAAACAUUGUCCUCAGCGGUGGAUCAACCAUGUUCCCAGGCAUUGCAGACAGGAUGAGCAAGGAAAUCACUGCAUUAGCCCCAAGCAGCAUGAAGAUCAAGGUGGUGGCUCCUCCUGAGAGGAAGUAUAGCGUAUGGAUUGGAGGCUCCAUCUUAGCAUCACUCAGCACUUUCCAGCAGAUGUGGAUAGCAAAGGCAGAGUAUGAUGAAUCUGGGCCAUCUAUUGUGCAUAGGAAAUGCUUCUAAAUUGGCCAGAUGGGGGAGGUGGAUGAAAGCCUGUAUCCUGUUCCUGUCAAAGAAAUUGCAGCUUGCAAUUUACUACUCAACCUUGGUUCUACUUUAAUUUUCAUGUGCAUUUAUGUUGGAAAAUAGGGUCUAAAAGGUGGUGGCGAAGAUGGCAAAAGAUUCCAAUUCUUUUUGUUUUUGUUUUUCUUUAGUAGUCGUGGAACCAUUCCCCUUCAAUGCUACUAAUUCAAUGGCAUCUGCAGUUCUUAAUUAUUAACUCUAGCUUCCUCCUUUCAGUGA
Messenger RNA from Vitis riparia (riverbank grape), 1542 nucleotides. Its product is annotated as actin. Lineage: Eukaryota; Viridiplantae; Streptophyta; Magnoliopsida; Vitales; Vitaceae. The transcript is spliced from 5 exons. The record is from RefSeq and is a predicted model, not a curated record. The coding region runs from base 133 to 1263 and encodes 376 amino acids. Gene Ontology annotation, cellular component: cytoplasm.